Messenger RNA from Ogataea philodendri, 816 nucleotides. RefSeq lists its product as uncharacterized. NCBI's taxonomy places the organism in Eukaryota, Fungi, Ascomycota, Pichiomycetes, Pichiales, Pichiaceae. The transcript has a single exon. The coding region runs from base 1 to 816 and encodes 271 amino acids. Gene Ontology annotation, molecular function: 5-amino-6-(5-phosphoribosylamino)uracil reductase activity. The record is from RefSeq and is a predicted model, not a curated record. Gene Ontology annotation, biological process: riboflavin biosynthetic process.
AUGGCCCCAUUGAGUCCACUGGCUCCAACACUGAUCCCAUUUUUGGACCGAUACCUGCCCCCAACAACAAAAGUUAACUCCGAAACUGGUCUAAAUACUAAAUUACCGUUCGUCACCUUGACUUAUGCACAGUCUCUUGAUUCAAGAAUAAGCAAGGCUCCAGGGGUUCAAACUGUUAUUUCUCACCUGGAGACAAAGACAAUGACACACUAUAUCAGGUCAAAACAUGAUGCUAUCUUGAUUGGAAUAGGAACAUUUUUGGCAGACGAUCCGGGUUUAAACUGUCGUUUCCAAUCUCCGAUGGAGCAAAAAGUCCAUCUAAUACGUCCAGUGAUAAUCGACCCGACGUUUCAACUUGGAGCCAAGUACGAAACGUCAAGACUGAGAAAAACGGCCGAGGAGGGACUUGGUUUGCCACCAAUUGUAGUUGUGGACAGCCUAGUCUUGAAUCAAAACCCCCAAAUCAACACAUUUUGCCAAAAACAUAGGAUCAUUCUGAUUGAUCUGGACAGGAAUUCUGAAGCAAGGUUUGUCUGGGAAGACGUAUUUGCCGAAUUGGGUCGCCAAACUUUAAACUCAGUUAUGGUAGAGGGAGGUGCCUCUAUUAUAGAAAGUCUACUGUCUUGUGCUACCUCAAACGAGGACACUCAUUUGAUAAACUCUUUGAUUAUUACAAUCGGUCCUGUUUUUCUUGGCAAGUCGGGUGUGGAGGUUUCACCGAUGAACGAGCUCAGACUAUCUGAAGUUAAUUGGUGGAAAGGUAUUCGAGAUAGCGUCGUUUGUGCCAGAUUGAACAAACAGGACCAUCGGAGUUAA